GUUGCCACACCGCUAAGCGCCGUUUACUUCAUCACUUCCAUUCUAGUUCGGUAUCAGUACCGGUUCAUCACUUGUCCUUAAAUCACCUUCAGGAUAUCCUUGUAACCCACAAUCAAGAUGGGCAGGGAGGACAAGACUUCGUGGAAAGCCAACUACUUCGUGAAACUCGUCCAACUUCUCGAUGAGUACCCCAAGUGCUUCAUCGUGGGAGCAGACAAUGUCGGAUCCAAGCAAUUGCAGCAAAUUCGUCGCUCAUUGAGGGAGCAUGCCGUCGUUCUCAUGGGAAAAAACACCAUGAUCCGCAAAGCCAUUCGUGGACAUUUGGAGAACAACCCAGCUUUGGAAAAGCUUCUCCCUCAUAUCAGGGGCAAUGUAGGUUUCGUCUUCACUAAAAAUGAUUUAGUCGAUGUCCGUGAUCGCUUGACCGAAAACAGAGUUCGUGCUCCAGCUCGUGCUGGUGCACUGGCUCCAUGCCCUGUUGACAUUGAGCCCCAGAACACUGGUCUUGGACCCGAGAAGACUUCUUUCUUCCAGGCUUUGUCCAUCCCAACCAAGAUUUCCAAGGGUACAAUUGAAAUUAUUACUACCGUUAACGUGAUCAAGGAGGGUGAACGUGUCGAUGCUUCGGCCGCUACUCUCUUGAACAUGUUGAACAUUUCUCCGUUCACUUACGGUCUCGUUGUUCAACAAGUCUACGAUUCUGGAACUGUGUUUGAGCCGAAAAUCUUGGACAUCAAGCCAGAAUCUCUGCGUACACGUUUCAUGGAGGGUGUUCGUAACGUCGCUAGCAUCUCGCUUCGCAUCGGUUACCCAACUUUGGCAUCUGCUCCUCACUCGUUGAUCAAUGGUUUCAAGAACUUGCUGGCUGUUGCUGCUGCAACUGAUAUCGAGUUCAAGGAAGCUAUGACUGUCAAGGAGUUCUUGAAGGAUCCUAGCAAGUUUGCGGCUGCCGCAGCCGCAUCAGCUCCAGCUGCUGCCGCCCCGGCUGCGGCCGCUGCUGCUCCCAAGAAGGAGGAGAAGAAAGAAGAAUCCGAAGAAGAGGAUGAUGACAUGGGUUUUGGUCUCUUUGACUAAAUGAUCAUGUCGUCAUUUAAUCUGUUUUUCAAACAGCUAGUUAAGUGCUGUUACAUGGUGGGUAUGUCCCAUAUACCGCGGAUAGUUAUCUUGACUGACUGGAAUACAAUGACAGAUUAUCUGAA
Molecule: messenger RNA, 1199 nt
Organism: Daphnia carinata
Lineage: Eukaryota; Metazoa; Arthropoda; Branchiopoda; Diplostraca; Daphniidae
Gene: RpLP0
Product: large ribosomal subunit protein uL10-like
Exons: 6
Coding region: 118-1074 (318 amino acids)
Biological process (GO): ribosome biogenesis; cytoplasmic translation; ribosomal large subunit assembly
Cellular component (GO): cytosolic large ribosomal subunit
Molecular function (GO): large ribosomal subunit rRNA binding; structural constituent of ribosome
Source: RefSeq, a predicted model, not a curated record